Messenger RNA from Hyaloscypha bicolor E, 614 nucleotides. RefSeq lists its product as uncharacterized. The coding region runs from base 174 to 566 and encodes 130 amino acids. The record is from RefSeq and is a predicted model, not a curated record. Lineage: Eukaryota; Fungi; Ascomycota; Leotiomycetes; Helotiales; Hyaloscyphaceae. The transcript has a single exon.
AGAUGGUGGUGGUAACUAACAUUCGGCAGAUAUUUGUUCAAGAACAAGUACCCCCCGAAGAAGUAGAUACGAGAUGAUGGUUACGGAGGCACGACAUUUCUUUGGCGCAGGUGUGGUGGUUUGGUUGAUUCCAUGAGCCUUUCACGUCACAGUAGACUCUCAGCUCUUGAUUCAUGUCACUUUGUGUUUUUAUAACAGCUUUAUUGAUCCACGAAUGUCUAUUUUGGGAUUCUUCACGGGUGAAGGAAGGACCGAAUAAGAGGGGAACAGUCAAAUCUGUCUUUACUUUCCCUUGCUUUCUGACGACUGAUUGUCGAGUUCAUUUCUACCCCAACCUCUGCCCAUUGUGCUCUCCCCGAAAGUUCGGGAAAUGUAAUGAAAUAUUGAUACUUCCGUUCAAUAUUGCUUCUUUUAUUUGCGCAUAUCCUUUGAGUGUAUUUUCGAAAUCUUGGUAUUUUGUAAUUGGGGCGUGCUGUGAAUUUCAGCCGGAAGCACUCGCGCUGAAGAAGGGUAUCAGUGAAAAGAAAAUUUGUCAUCUGAGGACUUUAGGAUUUCAGCAAAGCUGAAGUCCUUUAAGUCAACAAUAGACUUGCCCGCUCCAGCAAUUCAAAUUG